AUGUCAUCACCCGGUAGGAUCACACACUCCUCAACUCCUCAGUCUAUUCCAUCUCGACUUUCUCAAAGCGAGGCGAGUCGAAGCCCAGAGUCUGCUUCGACUCGUCGCAGACCCAACUCGCUACACGGCUCCUCAACUUCCAUCAGUGGACCACUGGCUGCGAAGAGAAUGUCUCACCCUAUUUCCAGUCUACCACCUCAUCGAUCUGGGGACAUUGAUAAGGAUGGAGGCUUCGCGUGCAGAGAUCACAACACUACAGCCUUUCAAUGGACAAUUCGAGACUUGGCAGUGUUAAAGGAUCACGUAGAGAGCGAUUCCGCGGGGAUGUGGACGGUUCACGCGGAGAUGAAUGAGCCAGAGAACCUCCCCGAAGUCCUGCGACGCGGAGUGGUGAUUGGUGAAGGAUGGUAUAAGCUGGAUAUCGCCCGCAGUAUUCCCCCUGGACAUACGCCUAGUUCGACGAUACAAGAUAUCUCAGCGGCACUGGGUGAUUCGGAGAAGGUAGAUCUGAACCUAUUCAAGACGCUCUCCCUCUACAUUGCAGCGCUUUCGCUCGACCACCUACACUACAGUUAUGCCGCCUCUAUCUUUGCAGGUAUCAAGACUGCCGCAGACAGAGCUGGACACCGGCAUGCGCCUACACAAUGGUAUUGGCAUACUUCAGUAGACUGGGAGUUCACCGCCAACACCGAGUACUGGGAAUGCCGUUUACCCAAGAUUUCUGAGCUCUUGAAGCACCCGACUAUUGCCGAGGAAGACGCCUUCACCCUCUGUGUGCAGAUCGGCUCACCAAUGGCGGAUCGACCCAAUUUCUCAUUGCCAGGACGCUUACCAGUCCCGGAGGACUUGAUCGACGCUCUAGGCGGUCUAUUCGACUCGAAGACCGGCGAUGUGCGAUUUACGUGUCUCGAGCAUCUAUCGGAAGACAUCAAGGAUGAACAAGAGACCGAGGCAGCGGCAGGGGGCGAUGAAGAUGUUCAGCAACGCCUGGUAUCAAGGAAGCGUGUCCUGCACGCCCACGCAGCUGUCCUCAGAGCAAGAGGAGACUACUUUGACGAUCUACUGCAUGGAGGAUUCUCAGAAUCAGAAAUUGCCAGACGUGGCGAGGCGAGAGUAACACCCAUCGUCGUAGAUGAUGCGGAUUUCAAUACCGUCUAUUGGAUGCUCAAGUUCAUAUACACCAACUCGCUAGACUUUGCCGAUGAGGAGGACGUACGGGCGAUCAUGCGUCAAGGUCAAUUAUGUCGAUCCGAAGUCGUCAAGUCUCUCACAUCAGGCGCACCGCUCUACACUGGUCUCGGUGAAUGGGAUUACCGUCGUUUACCGAUAGAAGGGGAAGAUAUCGACGAUGGAUUUGACGUCCAGACAGUCAAGAGCGUCUCCAGCACUGGGACUCGCGUGUCUGGACUCAGCCCAUCAUCUUCCGUCAAUCGUAAAGCAAAUGUAGGAGGAGCCAGCAGCGUAUCCGCUGAAAAAAAUCCGACCACAUCGAUUACCCCGAAACCCGGUGCAUCUGCCAAAGUCGCAACGCGCCCGGCGCCUGCCACUCCAACACCGAUUCGACCUCGUCCGCCGCCCAACAAAGCGAGCUCGUCAAACGAUACGUCAAAUCUGACUCCGGCGACAAACCCAAAUACAAGCAAACAUCUAGCCUCUCAGACCAGUCCAGCAGGAGCAGGUACAGGUACCGGUACCGCCCUUCCCAGCAGGCAAUUCAUUUCUAGACAUGGUGAACCUGAUCCGCAUCCUCAUCCCGCACCACAACCUCUGCCCGCAUCGGCAUUGGCAAUCUACAUGCUGUCUCAUCGAUAUCGGCUCGAGACACUGGAGCUCUUGGCCAAAGAUCAUAUUUUAGCCGUGCUGCGACCUGACAAUUGCAUGUCGUAUCUACUAGCAUCCUACUCUUACGAUAAUUUGCAUCGUGAAAUACUCGACUACGUCAUUGACAAUUGGGUGGAUGUGCAGCCUCAUCCCGAAUUUCUAAAGUGUAUCCAAGAAGUGUCUUCAGGGACCUGGGGCGAGUCUGGAGGACUAGUCCUGCACGGCCUGUUCCGACGUUUGUAA
Molecule: messenger RNA, 2064 nt
Organism: Kockovaella imperatae
Lineage: Eukaryota; Fungi; Basidiomycota; Tremellomycetes; Tremellales; Cuniculitremaceae
Exons: 3
Coding region: 1-2064 (687 amino acids)
Biological process (GO): proteasome-mediated ubiquitin-dependent protein catabolic process; regulation of proteolysis
Cellular component (GO): cytoplasm
Molecular function (GO): ubiquitin protein ligase binding
Source: RefSeq, a predicted model, not a curated record